Phycomyces blakesleeanus NRRL 1555(-) is the source of this 1314-nucleotide messenger RNA. Its product is annotated as CCCH-type zinc finger transcription factor. Gene Ontology annotation, cellular component: cytoplasm; Cajal body. The transcript has 2 exons. The record is from RefSeq and is a predicted model, not a curated record. Bases 1 to 1314 code for a protein of 437 amino acids. Gene Ontology annotation, molecular function: snRNA binding; metal ion binding; 3'-5'-RNA exonuclease activity. Gene Ontology annotation, biological process: snRNA 3'-end processing. Lineage: Eukaryota; Fungi; Mucoromycota; Mucoromycetes; Mucorales; Phycomycetaceae.
AUGAUCCAAAAAACAGUUGUGCCUCACGUCGCGUACAAUGAGGUUUCAAUCAAAAACUUUGAUACCCUCUACUCAACAAUCCUAGAAAAUGUUUCAAAGUCAAACUACAUUGCAGUCGAUACAGAAUUCACUGGUCAUUGCAAAAGAAUCGUGAAAAACAUGGAACAACGCUACGAUGCCCUGGCUGUUGUGGUCAAAAGUCAUGCGAUCGUAUCAUUUGGCAUGACAACUCUUCAGGAACUUCCCUCGGAAUCAAACAUGGCUGUGUACGGUGCCCAAAACUUUGAGUUCCUGACAAGCAAUCAAGAUACCUUUCAAGUAGAUCCCGGAAACCUCAAGUUUCUUGCAGAAAAUGGUCUUGACUUCAAUCGUCAUUUCCAGUUUGGCCUACCUUACCAUGCCGGAACACAUGCUGUUACAUCCCAACGCGACAUUCGAUCCCUUUGGCGAGAUCUCUUGUUUACAAUACGCAAGAACAAUAUUCCGAUUAUCGUACACAACGGCCUUUUGGAUCUCAUGUAUAUCUAUCAGAGUUUCUUUGCUGAAUUGCCCGCCUCUCUUUCCAUAUUUGUUGCAGAUUUGGUCGAAAUGUUCCCCUCUGGUAUCUAUGAUACCAAGUACCUGGCCAACCAAGUCCUUUCUGAACAGAAAUCAUACCUUGCUUAUCUGUAUUGCAAGUAUGAUCGAUCAAGACAGCAACUCACACCUGGAUCGAGUGUAGCUACAGGAAACUUUGCUGUUAGAGUUGGGGAUCCUUUAGUUGGUUCAACAGUAACAACCCCAUUGAAGCGUACAGCGGAUGAAUCCGUUCCACUUUCUCAGGGCAGCAAACGUCGUAUGCGUGCUAAAAAGCUUAACGGCUUAAAUAAGACACCUAGUAUUAUAUGCCACAACUAUUCGAAUUAUGGAUGGUGUAAAUCUGGUAAGGAAUGCCUGUCCUCGCAUGACCUAGACCUUAUUCUCGACAAGGACCAAGGAAUCAAACGAGAGAAAGAGCAGACUGAAGUAGAGGUGAAAGAAGAAGAAGUGGGGGAAGAAGAAAUAAGAGAAACUGAGGAGCAAGAUAAAGCUCCUUCGAUUGAACCAAAUCAGAGACGAGAUCACGCAGCACAUUAUGAUGCGUUCAUGACAGCCUUUGUCUUUUGCCACCAGGCAAGCGAAUUAGGACCUGUGGCACUAAAGGAAAACAUUAACAAGAUUAAUCUGAUGCGACUGAGGAUUCCAUUGCGGGUGGUCAAGAGUCACUACUCUAAACCAAGUUCAGCGUGGUCUAGUGUAAGAGACAAGAUCUGGAAACCAGAUAACGAUGAUUAG